Molecule: messenger RNA, 1237 nt
Organism: Schistocerca americana (American grasshopper)
Lineage: Eukaryota; Metazoa; Arthropoda; Insecta; Orthoptera; Acrididae
Gene: Vhl
Product: von Hippel-Lindau disease tumor suppressor
Exons: 2
Coding region: 155-655 (166 amino acids)
Source: RefSeq, a predicted model, not a curated record
AGUCGAUCGAGGCUUAAAGUGUUUGUUACUGUCAGUUCGUCAGAGCUUACUACGUUAUUAGUUUAUGUUUGAUCGAAGUUGACGGUGUGUGGUAUUAGCGGGUAAUUAGUUUCAAUCUCACGUCACCAUAUUUUGUUGAUGGGUGACUACAGUUAUGGCGGAUGAGGAGAAGGUCCUCAGAUCUUUGAAAGCCACAAACAGUGCUUUUCUUAGGUUCAUUAACAGCACUGAACGCAAAGUUGAUGUUGUGUGGAUGAACUACCAGGGUCAACAUGUGAAGUUCAAAACCCUAUUACCAGGCACGUUCUUCGAUGCAAACACUUAUGAGUCACAUCCGUGGCUUUUCAUAGAUGCGGAUACUCGUGACAGACUGGUUGUAAAAUCAAAAGAUGUGUAUUUACCAGAACCAUGGUUCAAACAGUAUGAAAGGAUACCCAUUCCUAUAGCUGCAUUGCCCAUGAGGAUUGAAAGAACCAAAGUAUACAUUACAAUACCUGUCUUUCCUCUGCGACAGAGGGCUCUUCAGAUUGUAAGAGAUAUGCUUCAGAGGCCAGAAGAUGCUUUCAAGCUUGAAAUUCCAACAACACUGCAGAAGCAGCUAGCAAGAAUGGUUAGGGAGUGUUCACAAACACGCUUGAAUUGCAACCCACCAUAAUAUUUAUGUAAGAUGCUAUGUUUUUUAUAUGUUUUUGUGCAGAUUAAGUUAUCCUUCAGUUAGGUUGUAAUUUGCAUAGGAGCUAAUUGUCUGUGAUCAUUAGGGUACUGAUGAAGUUGCCAAAAUGACAGCAAAUUAUAACAGCAGGGAUGAGGAGGGAGGUGCACAUGAUAUGUGGUGCUCUACAUGCAAGUCAUAUGGACUUGUUUUCAUGGUAAAAAUAAAUAAUUUUUAUCUCUUAAGAGACUACUCCAGAUAAUGGAGUUAUACUUCCAAAUUUGCUAGCAAUAGUGGGAACAAAUAAUUUUUUCAACACAUUUUGAUGGAAGCAGCAGAAUAUAUUAUUGUUUUCUUUUUGAAUCUUUUUGUGCUUUCAUUAUUCAUCUGUAUAGAGAAAUGUUAAUCAAGAAGUUUGACAUUUGUAUUUGUUUAAUGUCCACAGUUAAAGAAUGUAAGAUAAAGGAAGAUAAUGUGACUUUAUUUGUCAAGUUAGAUGUGAAUUAUGGAACAGUGUCAUAUAUUUUCUGUGUUGAUAGUUGAAUGAAAAUUGUUGAAAUUAAUAAUAAACAAUAGUUUUGAAAA